Penicillium diatomitis is the source of this 951-nucleotide messenger RNA. RefSeq names its product Enoyl-CoA hydratase AKT3-1. The record is from RefSeq and is a predicted model, not a curated record. NCBI's taxonomy places the organism in Eukaryota, Fungi, Ascomycota, Eurotiomycetes, Eurotiales, Aspergillaceae. The coding region runs from base 1 to 951 and encodes 316 amino acids. The transcript has 4 exons.
AUGCCGACAAGUUCAUGCAGCAUUGAAAUUCCGGAGUCCUACGAGACUCUGAAUUUCCCUGAUGUGAAGAUAUCUCAUCAUCCUGGCGGUACUUCGACUGCUACCCCGGUCGUGAUUCUUACCUUGAACCGGCCUGAGAAGUACAAUGCGUUCACGUCGGAGAUGGCCAAUAGUCUGACAGAGGCUUACAAUAUUUUCAACGUGGACUCGCGUGUCAAAAUGGUUGUUUUAACAGGAGCAGGCAGGAUGUUUUGCGCGGGAUCGGAUCUCGAUGUUGGCUUUGGGGAUGGUCAAGGGAGUGCCGUUGAGUUCCGUGAUAUGUCAGUGGUGCCUGGCGGUCGAGUUGCUUUGGCGAUGCAUCGGUGUCACAAACCUACCAUUGCCGCCCUUCAAGGCUCGGCAGUGGGCGUCGGCAUGACGAUGACUCUACCAGCUGCAGUUCGCAUAUGCCACGAGAAGAGCAAGUACGGCUUCGUCUUCACUCGACGCGGACUCACCAUCGAGUCGUGCGCUUCGUAUUUUCUUCCUCGCUUGGUGGGAUACUCGCGUGCGAUGCAUCUGAUUACCACCGGUGCGGUUUAUCCCCCGUCGAGGAAGUAUUUCGGAGACCUCUUUACUGAGGUGCUCCCCGACUCGGACCAAGUUUUAAUCCGCGCGUUGGAAAUGGCCGAGGACAUGGCCAAAAAUGUCAGCCCUCUGGCGUCGUCAAUGAGUCGCGCGCUGAUGUGGCGGGGUCCAGGCUCCCCCGAAGAGGCUCACCUGCUUGAGUCGCGUAUCUUUCAUCAUAUGGUCGGUCAGAAAGACUACAAGGAAGGCGUAAAUGCUUUCCUUGAGAAGCGAUCACCGAGAUUCGAGGUCGACCCUGGGGAGAAGAGCGCCCCCAGUUACCCGUGGUGGCCAUCAACGGACAUUGCUCUGGGUCCUAUAGUCUUGAAACCCUCUAAGCUGUGA